UAUUGAAUCGUCUGGACAGGCCCGCAACUUUAGUAUUUAUUUUAUUAUUUUCCAAUUUCAAACCUAUACAACUUGCAUGUUAAUUAUUAUUUUCGAAAUUAAUAAAGUUAAUUACAAAGUGCUUCCACGUCUCUCGUGCAAAUACUCACUAAAUAAAUCGCAUUGCUAAAUGAACAGCAAGGAUAUACAGCUGAGUAAAUCCUUAUCGUGGCUUUUGCGACACGCAGCGGUGAAGGAAGGAUUCGACUUGAGCCCAGAAGGAUACAUUGACAUUGAAAAAAUCUUAAACCAUAAAUCAUUCAAGCAGUACAGCAGCAGCGAUAUAAAGCGGGUUGUCAGAAAUAAUGAGAAACAGAGAUUCCGACUGAGAUUGAACCAGGACACUGGGGUGACAGAGAUCAAGGCUAACCAGGGACACAGCAUUGACAAAGUUACUGAUGUGGAGUUGACUCCUAUUCUGACAGCCAAAUAUCCUACAGUUGUCCACGGGACAUUCACCAAUUGCUGGCCACAGAUAAAACAGAUUGGGCUCAGCCGAAUGCUAAGACAUCACAUCCAUUUUGCCAAAGGUUUAAACACAGACCGGUCCAUAAUCAGUGGGCUCAGGAACAACGCACAGAUACAUAUUUACGUUAACUUGAGCAAGGCACUGGAGGAUGGAAUAAAGUUCUAUGAGUCGGAUAAUGGAGUUAUAUUGACUCCAGGCAAUGACAACGGCUUUUUAGAGACCAAGUACUUUGAUAGAGUCAUUGAAGUUGCUACAGGUUAG
Messenger RNA from Cydia fagiglandana, 769 nucleotides. Its product is annotated as tRNA 2'-phosphotransferase 1. Gene Ontology annotation, biological process: tRNA splicing, via endonucleolytic cleavage and ligation. The record is from RefSeq and is a predicted model, not a curated record. Lineage: Eukaryota; Metazoa; Arthropoda; Insecta; Lepidoptera; Tortricidae. Gene Ontology annotation, molecular function: tRNA 2'-phosphotransferase activity. The transcript has 4 exons. The coding region runs from base 170 to 769 and encodes 199 amino acids.